This is a messenger RNA of Daphnia magna, 2613 nucleotides long. Its product is annotated as calcium-independent phospholipase A2-gamma. Lineage: Eukaryota; Metazoa; Arthropoda; Branchiopoda; Diplostraca; Daphniidae. Gene Ontology annotation, cellular component: membrane. Gene Ontology annotation, biological process: arachidonate metabolic process. The transcript is spliced from 8 exons. The coding region runs from base 1 to 2322 and encodes 773 amino acids. The record is from RefSeq and is a predicted model, not a curated record.
AUGGCGUCGUCUGUUUUGAACGACUCGUUUCGCACAGGGGGCCGUGACCUGAGCUCUGUCGACUCUUUUUGGCCAAUUGCGUCACAGUUUAUUUGUCACUGUUUGCCUCAUUUGGAAAUGGAAAUAGCAAAGCUUUGCCUUUUUUUUGCAAUUUGGGACAGCAAACAAUGUUUGAUAAACAGUCGCUGGAAAGGGGGCGAGAAACGUGACGUAGAAUUUGUUGGCAAUCAUCAAUUCAAGUCCUGCAGGCGUGGCCUUGUGAAUCUGACCAAUCCCAGCUUUUGUUGUGAAAAUGGCGUGAGUCUGACGUCUGCUGCGAUUUCUUCUGGUGGGCAUGGGUUGUAUCUUAAUGUUUUGUUCGUUGUUCAAUACAUAGUGACGAACUUGGGCAGCGAACUUGGUGGUGCGAAUUAUCGACGCAUUUCGCUUGAAAAUUGUGUCAAUUUGAACAAGAUACAAGCAAUAGUGGUUUCUUUGCUUUUGAAAAUCUAUUUUACCUAUUUGUUGCAAGUAUUGUGUAGCAGGAUGAAGGUUGGGCAAUCGUCGGAAAUUUUAGGAUCCAUACAGAAAAGGGUCUUGUUGCGGAAGCCAAUGGAAAGAUGUCAACCUUAUUCAAUUCAUAAGCCAGGGUCGCAGAGAAGAUGGGGAUCAUCUACCCAUACUAACGGUGCUGGGGGCAUUAUUGCAACCAAGAAUGAAACAAUACCAUUGAACAAGGAAUCAUCAGCUAGAGUUUCAAGUCAGAUAAAAACAGUUAUCUCCCUGUUUGUGGAACUAGUCAAAACAAACACACCAUCUUUUGAGUAUUCCUUAUCAAACUUGACUAAGAGGCCACCCUUUCCAAACCUGCAAACUGACAAAUCCAAAGACAAUGUUACAAAUUCUAACAAAAACAUGGAACAAAAAGAUGGAUCAGAAUCUAAAAGUGGUAUCCCGUCCUACUUUGAUAUCCUUGGAAGAAAAAAAGAAGAAAAAACAGUUGGUGCAAUCCCUCAAUGGAAAAUUAAAAGGAAGGCAGUAAGCCAAGAGAGCAUAGAUGCCCGGACAAAGCAUGUGGUUUCAGCAGUGGCAAAAGCAGUAACUAAAUCUAGUUUGUUGGUACGGCUUGAAGAUUUUUGCCGUCACAUGUUUGAAUACCCUCAAGCAAAGAGUUUGGCCUCUCGGGAGGGCGCGGUUUCAAUUUUGUUACGCCUUAAGCAUAGCAUUCCUCGCGACGAACUUAUCCACCGUCAAAUCCGCGAAGGUUUGGCUCUAGUUGGUUACGCUGAUCCUUUGCCAGCUAGAGGUAUUCGCAUUCUGUCGAUUGAUGGGGGAGGAACCAGAGGCCUGCUAGCCCUUCGAAUCCUUCGUCACCUAGAGAAAAUUGGAGGUCGGCCGAUAUAUGAGAGCUUCGACUACAUUUGCGGCGUUAGCACUGGUGCGAUUCUUGCCUUAUUGAUUGGUGCAGCGAAAAAGAGCAUUGGUGAGGUGGAAACCAUGUAUCGGGAAAUUAGUACGGAAGUUUUCAAACAAGAUCGUUCUUCAGGACUAGGCGGGCUUCUGUGGAGCCAUGCCUACUAUGAUACCAACAAAUGGGAGAAAAUUUUGAAAAAUAAAAUAGGGGAAACUGUAAUGAUACGAACUGCCCGUGAGCCCAACUGCCUUAAAGUUUCUGCUAUUUCAAGCAUUGUUAGUCAGGAAAUGCUCCGGCCUUUCGUAUUUCGCAACUAUACCUUGCCUUUCCGCGUCCAGUCGCUCUACAGUGGAACUUUCCGACACAAAAUGUGGGAAGCGGUGAGAGCUUCAUCGGCUGCGCCGGGAUACUUCGGAGAAUUCAAACUUGAAGAAAAUAUUCACCAAGACGGAGGAUUGUUCGUCAAUAAUCCAUGCGCCGUGGCCAUACACGAAGCCAAAUGUAUCUGGCCGAACGCCAAACUCUUAAGUGUAGUGUCAAUUGGCACUGGACGAUGUCAGCCCUUGAAUAUGACAGCGCUUGGUACGAAUGUCAUUGAUCCAAGUACUACAAGUUUGAAACAGAAGCUGAGUAAGGUGAUCGAUUCGGCCACUGAUACAGAGCGCGUACACACAAUCCUUCACGACCUUUUGCCACCGAAAGUGUACUAUCGUUUCAAUCCAUACUUAAGCGAAAUCCAUGGUCUGGAUGAGACGGAUCCAGCACGGUGGGACAGAAUGUUAGAGGAUGUUGACAUGUACAUCAGGAAGAAUCAUAGCAAUAUGAAUGAAGCUGCCAGUACCCUACAAGUACCCCGAAGUGCUUACCAGUGUGCAAAAGACUGGGUUGUUGAAAAGCGGUUUUUGCUACAGAAUAUGGCGAGUUUCUAGUCCCUCAACAGGCUUGGUCGAUUGUGAUGUUUUGAACUAGGACAAAAUUGACCUUUAAGUAUUUCAGUGAUUUUGACAAGGGGAAACCGAUCGAAGUUUAAAAAACCUUGUAAAAAUCGACUAGUUUAAUGAUGUUAUUGUGAAAACGUACAGUUGCGUUGCAUGAAAAAAACUGUAAAUAAGAAUAUACGAACAACAAAAUACGCGACUGUAGGCAGCUUUUUUCUGCCUCGAGUCCUGGAGCGGCCAUUCUGCAAAGUAAAAAUUCAUUAAAAGUUCAUUUUAAAUUCA